GCGGCGAGGGAAAGGGUUUGAAAGCCGCGAAGUUAAUUUGGAUGAAACGCCGAUUAAGUUCAUUUAUAGACCCUCCACGGGCUGUGAGACCACCCGGACCUGCUUAUUCCACUCUUCAGGAUGGAGCAAGGCCUGGAAAUGUCAGCUAUGAUUCCCGCUCUGCAGGAGUUAGCAAGUGCUUCUUCAGAGGAGUACGACCGCACGGUGCAGAAACCUCGGCAGAUCUUAUGUCAGUUCAUAGACCGGAUCCUGACUGACGUUGAUGUUGUGGCGCUGGAGCUGUGUAAGAAGACGUCUGCUGAGCCAGCCUGUGUGAUGCUCCUGGACUUCGUUCAGCACAUCAUUAAAUCCUCAUCGUUGAUGUUCAUUAACCCUGCGUGCCAGUCAGAGCAGUAUAAGGACGUGGAGAACAGCUGCAGGGAUUUCAGUAAGUGGAUCCUCGUCCGUCUCCUGCGGAUCGCCGCCGCUCCGGAGUGUGCGAGCCUUCAUGGAAAGAUCUCCUCCGUCAUCUGCUCGCUGCUUCAGCUGUUCAGAGCGAAGGGCCCCGUCGUGUUUGCCGUGUUUGGUAGGGAGUUCAUUGGGACGGUGCAGGACCUGGUGCGGCUGCAGACGCAGUCCGCCGUGUCCCCGCAGAAGUGGCCGGUGUUGGUGGAGCGUUUCGGUGUCAGUCCUGCCGAUGCUGUCGUUUAUCUGACUCCCACCACACUGCAGAUAACCUCAGGAGCCUCGGCCCAGGCCCUGUUGGCAGCUGCGCUGACUGUGCUCGCUGACAUGCUGCAGGGAAUGUUCUUCCCCAGGGAAGUGGGACAGAUCUGGGACGCGUCCUGUUCCGUCCUGUGCGGCGGUGGCCCCGGGCUGAAGGCCCUUAGCAUGGUCCUGCUGACCCGCAUUGUAACUUUAGGAGGGCUCCCUGAAGGUCAUUCUCAGGUCUUCUUUGCUGCUUAUCUGUCUCUCUUGGACUCCUUCAGCUCUUAUAAGGAGUCAGAAGUGAGAACCUACAGCGCCGAGUUCCAGAAGCUGACCCGCUGUGUUUUCGUCUCGGAGAGAGGCGCCCACGCUCGGUUUGAGAGGGUUCACCUCAGCAUGCUGAUGGAGAGCCUGCACAGGCUGGUGCUGAGCGGAGCUGUGGAGCAGAUAAAGCUGGAGGAGAUAAGGACGACUCUGUGCGAGAUCUUCUGCUUUAUCCUGGAGUUUGUGCCUCUGGGAUACGAAUCGGCUCCUCUGAUCCGGAGAGAGAGGGUGACGGCUGUCUGUAAAGCCAUGGUCAACGCUAUUGGGAUUCAGAGGGACCAGAAGUAUGUGGAGGGCUACCUGUGUGCGGCACUGAGGGCUGAAGGACUCGCCGCUCUUCAGGAUUUACAGAGCAGCGUUUGUGACUCAGUGGAGACCCCCAGAGGAUACGCUGAGGAGAUUCCAGCUAAGAGAAUGCACCUCUCUCUCCCUGCACUGUCCGGCAAGGUGGCCACAACUCAGCCUGUUGAGGUGGAGAUGAGGAGCAGGAGUGAGGUCUGGGCUGCUGCUCUCGCUCUGCUGGAGAAGCUGCUGAAGAAGCUGAAGGACUGUCCAGCGCAGCAGUGUGUGAACCUCAUGGAGGGCCUAGCGGUCAUCCUGCACCUCGCUGCGGUCUGCUCCAAUGCUGUUCAGGUUCCUGGAGAGAAAACGGCAGAUCCGUCCUCCGUCGCUCACGCGGCCCGGCUGGUCUGGCUGAAGACCGAGGUGCUGGCUCAGGUGGUGGAGAGCUGUCGGAGCUUUAUGGCCAACACGUCCAGGGACGACCUGGAGCCGCUGGUGGACAGAACCGUCAGGAUUCUGGAUGCCGUUCUCUACCUGACCAUCCACAGUGAGCCAGAUUCCAGCCUGUGUCGGAGCGUCUGUGCCCUGCUGUCCGUUCCCUGGGUGUCCGAACACUCCUCCCUCUCUGCCUAUCAGUUGGCUUCGUUUCCUGUUGGUCUGACCGGACUGUCUCAGAAACUGGCCCCCACUUACUCUCCUCAGACACGUGCGCGCUGUGCGUUCCUGCUGGCUCUGCUGCCGAGGCAGGCGUGUCCCGAGUGGCGCUCGGCCGUGUUCCGCUGGACUCUCCAGAGUCAGAGCGAGUCGGAGCGCUGCAGCGCUGUGAGGGGCUUCCCCAUCCUGCUCCACCGCCUGGGGGUCAAAUCAUACAGCCUCAUCCACGAUGUCCUGCUGACUCGGCUGCAGGACACGUGCUCCCGGGUGAAGGUGGAGUUGGCCGGUAUAACGGGCGCUCUGCUCUGCUGUCUGUCUGAGAGCUCUCAGCUCCGCCUCUCCGAGGGGAAUAAAGCUCCCUCAGGUUUCCUCUGUGAGCGGGUCAGCGUUUCGGACGCUCACUCCGGCCGGCCCACCACCAUCGGAGCCUCCAUCCUCACACCGUUCCUCCAGCUGCUCAGACCCAGCGAGGACCAGAAGGUCAAACAAGCUUUUAUAGAGAACAUAAGCCACUUAUGCAAGCACGUGGAUUUGGGCAGCAGUGACCCGGACACUAAAGCCCUGCUGACCGCUCUGGUCAAUCUCAUCGAGGACCCACACCAGGACGUCCGCAUGCUCUUCAGCCAGAACAUCAGAAGCUUGCUGCAGUCCUGGAGCGGAGACGGCUUCCUGAAGGAGCUUCUUGUUUCCCGGCUGAAGGAGGCGUACACCAACGCGAAGACGGCCAGAAACACCGAGCUGAAAACCUCUCUGAUACUGACCACAGGAGAGAUUGGGAGAGCUGCUGAGGGGAAUUUGGUGUCGUUCGCUCUUCUGCGGCUGCUGCACUGGCUGCUCUCCAAGUCCACUCAGGUUUCUGUGGUGGCUCACACUGAGAUUCAGGCACUGGCCACGUCCAGAGAACUCAAACUGCAGUCCUUCUUCAACCAGUACAGAAACCCCGUCUGCCAGUUCCUGGUGGAGUCUUUGCACUCCCGGCACGUUUCGGCUCUGCGCUGUACGCCGGAUCAGAGCAGCGAGGCCCUGCAGGAGGAGGCGGCUCAUCAGCGCGAGGUGGCGCUGGACAUCCUGUCUCACGUAGCGCACGUCUUCGACUUCCCCGACCUCAACCGCUUCCUCAACCGCACUCUGCAGGUUCUCCUGCCAUACCUGGCAGCUAAAGCCAGUCCCACAGCCUCCGCCCUCAUCCGCACCAUCGCUAAACAGCUCAACGUCAACCGCAGAGAGAUCCUCAUCAACAACUUCAAAUACAUCUUCUCCCACCUGGUCUGCUCCUGCACCAAGGAGGAGCUGGAAAGAGCCUUCCAUUACCUGAAGAGUGAGACGGAGAUCGAGCUGGGCAGUUUACUCAGGCAGGAUUUCCAGGGUCUUCAUAAUGAACUCCUCCUACGGCUGGGAGAACAUUAUCAGCAAGUGUUUAAUGGACUGGCUAUUCUGGCCUCUUUCGCCUCCAGUGAUGACCCGUAUCAGGGUCCGCGGGACAUCUCUACUCCAGAGCACAUGGCUGAUUAUCUGCAGCCGAAGCUUUUGGGCAUCCUGGCCUUCUUCAACAUGCAGCUGCUCAGCUCUAGCGCUGGAGAGAAGGAGAAGAAGAAGAUGGCCCUGAACAGUCUGAUGGCUCUGAUGAAGCUGAUGGGCUCGAAGCAUAUCAGCUCAGUGCGGGUGAAGAUGAUGACCACUCUCAGAACCGGCCUGAGGUACAAGGAGGACUUCCCACAGCUCUGCUGCCAAACGUGGGAUUGUUUUGUGCGCUGUCUGGAUCCCCCGUAUUUGGGGCCGUUGCUGAGUCAUGUGAUCGUCGCCCUCCUGCCCCUCAUCCCCAUCCAGCCCAAAGAGACGGCUGUGAUUAUGCACUACCUCAUAGUGGAGAACAGAGAAGAGGUGAAGGACUUUCUCCAUGAAAUCUACUUCCUUCCUGACCAUCCGGAGCUGAAGAACGUCCACAAGGUCCUUCAGGACUACCGGAAGCAAACCUCUAAAAGCACUGAUCUCCAGGCCGCUCUGCAGCUGUCCAUGCGCGCCAUCCAGCACGAAAACGUGGACGUCCGCGUCCACGCGCUGACCAGCCUGAAGGAGAUGAUGUACAAGAAUCAGGACGCUCUGCUGAAGCACAUUCUGGACAGUGAGACGGUGGAGCCGGUGAUCUCUCAGCUGGUGAUGGUUCUCCUACGCGGCUGUCAGGACGUUAACCCUGAGGCAAGGCUGCUGUGCGGAGAGUGUUUGGGGGAGCUGGGGGCCGUGGACCCCGGACGCCUCGACAUGACCACCACACAUACACAGGGCAGCGGGGCGGUGUUUGUGAGUGGCAUUGAUGAUCCAAACUUCGCCUUCGGUCUGCUGACGGAGCUGACCAGGACGUUUUUGGCGUAUGCAGAUAACGUGCGGGCGCAGGACGCUGCCGCUUACGCCAUGCAGGAGCUUUUAUCCAUAUUUGAAUGUCACGAAGGCCGUACGGACUCUCCAGGUCGCAGGCUUUGGAGAAGGUUUCCAGAACAGAUUCAAGAGAUUCUGGAGCCACACCUUAACAGCAGGUACAAAAGCUCUCAGAAGGUGGUGAACUGGUCCAAGCUGACGAAGCCGAUAUAUCUCAGCAGCCGUGGGAGUAAAUUCUCAGACUGGUCGGCGACGUGGGCAGGUUACCUCAUCAGCAAGGUCAGGCACGAACUGGCCAGUAAGGUGUUUAACUGCUGCAGCUUCAUCAUCAAACAUGACUACAAAGUGACCAUCUACCUGCUGCCCCACAUCCUGGUGUACGUCCUGCUGGGGUCGACGCUGGACGAGCAGAGAGAGGUAACAGAGGAGAUGAUGGCGGUGCUACAGGAGGAUGACCCACGUCUGGCCCAGCUGCAGGAGAACGCGUCCAGUCUAAGUCAGCUCAGCACUCAGACCGUUUUCUCCAUGCUGGACCACCUCACCCAGUGGGGCCGCCACAAGCUGCAGACCCUCAGCACAGCCAAGACCUCUGGUCGCCACACCCGUGACCAGACACAGACACAGGCCAGCGGUGUUGAGAGCAGCGAGUAUCAGUGUGUGGUGUCCUUCCUGAACAGGAUUCCUCAGGACGUGCUGGCCAAAGCCUCGUUCCGCUCCAAAGCGUACACGCGCGCCGUCAUGCACUUCGAAUCCUUCAUCAGGGAGAAGAAGCAGAACAUUCAGGACCAUCUCACCUUCCUGCAGGCUCUGUAUGCGGCGAUGCACGAGCCGGAUGGAGUGAGGGGUGUGAACGCUCUGAGGAAAGAGGAGCCGUCGCUACGGGAACAGAUUCUACAGCACGAAAGCAUCGGCCUACUGCGGGAGUCUACAGCCUGUUACGACCGGGCCAUACAGCUGGAGUCUGACCAGAUUGUGCACUACCACGGUGUGAUGAGCUCCAUGCUGGGUCUGGGUCAGCUGUCUACGGUCAUGACUCAGGUCAACGGAGUGCUGGCCAACAGGCCUCAGUGGAAGUCUGACCUGAACACCUAUCGUGUGGAGGCGGCGUGGAAGCUGUCGAAGUGGGAUCUGCUGGAGGACUAUCUGGCUUCUGAUCACAAAUCGAACACGUGGGGAGUGCGGCUCGGUCAGCUGCUGCUGACCGCCAAGAAACAGGACUCGGAGGCGUUUCAGGAAAAGCUGAAAUUGGCCAGAAAAGAACAGGUGGUCCCACUUUCAGCUGCCAGCUUUGAGUGUGGGACCUACCAGAGAGGAUAUGAGUACAUAGUCAGGCUGCACAUGCUGAGUGAGCUGGAGCACGCCUUCACCCAGCUGCAGAAAGAGAGCGGCGGAGCCGGGGGCGGCACCAGGAGCGCAGCCAGGGGCUCGAAACCCGAGCUCAUGCUGAACUGGGAUGCCCGCCUACUCAUGACCCAGAAUUCCUUUAGAGCCAAAGAGCCCAUCCUGGCCCUGCGGAGGGCCCUGCUGAACCUCAGCAAAGGGAGUGUGUGUGAGGAGCAGGUGGGCGAGUGUUGGCUGCAGAGCGCCCGCGUCGCCCGCAGAGCCGGACACCAUCAGACCGCCUUCAAUGCCCUGUUAAACGCCCAGAAUUCGCACAUCUCUGAGCUGUUUGUGGAGAAGGCCAAGUGGCUCUGGUCCAAGGGCGAUGUGCACCAGGCUCUGAUUGUGCUGCAGAAGGGGGUGAAGCAGUGCUUCCCUGAGGAUCAGCCAAUCACAGACCCAAAGAGGAUCCAGAUUAAAGGGAAAGCCCUGCUGCUGGUGGGCAGAUACAUGGAGGAGACGGCCAACUCCGAGAGCAACGCCAUCAUGAAGAUUUACAGGGAUGUUACUACGCUGUUACCGGAGUGGGAAGAUGGGAAUUUUUACCUGGCUCAGUAUUACGACAAGCUGAUGCCGAUGGUCACCGACAACAAGAUGGAGAAACAGGGCAACGUCAUCCGCUACAUCGUCACCUAUUUUGGAAAAGCGCUUCAGUUUGGGAAUCAGUACAUUUACCAGGCGAUGCCCCGCAUGCUCACUCUCUGGCUCGAUUUCGGCGCCAAAGUUUACGAAGUGGAAAAAGCCGGCCGCUCGGACAGGUCUCAGAUGCGCGCGGACUUGAGCAAAAUAAACACGGUGAUCGGCGAGCACACCGGCAAUCUGUCACCGUACCAGUUCCUCACAGCCUUCUCGCAGCUCAUCUCCCGCAUCUGCCACUCCAGCGAUGAGGUCUUCGCCGUGCUGAUGGAGAUCGUCGCCAAGGUGUUCCUCGCGUAUCCUCAGCAGGCCAUGUGGAUGAUGACCGCAGUGUCCAAGUCGUCCUACCCGACCAGGAUGAACAGAUGUAAGGAGAUCUUGAAGAAGGCCGUCAGUCUGAAAGGCUCAUUUGCGAAAUUCAUCGGAGACGCCAACAGACUGACAGACAAGCUGGUGGAGCUGUGCAACAAACCGGUCGACGGGAACAGCUCCACCCUGAGCAUGAGCGUUCACUUCAAGCUGCUGAAGCGUCUGGUGGAGGAGCCGAGCUUCAGCGAGAUCCUGAUCCCGCUGCAGUCCGUCCUCAUCCCCACCCUGCCCUGCACCGGGGGGGCCAACCCAAACCACGACGCCUUCCCCGGACACUGGGUCUACCUCUCCGGCUUCGACGACAACGUGGAGAUCCUGGCAUCCCUCCAGAAACCCAAGAAGAUCUCUCUGAGGGGGUCAGAUGGAAAGUUCUACACCAUGAUGUGUAAACCCAAAGACGACCUGAGGAAGGACUGCAGGCUGAUGGAGUUUAACUGCCUCAUUAACAAGUGUCUGAGGAAGGACGCCGAGUCCAGACGGAGGGACCUGCACAUUCGGACGUAUGCGGUCAUUCCUCUAAAUGAAGAGUGUGGCAUCAUUGAGUGGGUGAACAACACAGCCGGCCUCCGGCACAUCCUCACCAAACUCUACAAAGAGAAAGGGAUCUAUCUGACUGGAAAGGAGCUGAGGAAGAUGAUUUUGCCCAAAACGGCCUCCCUCCAGGAGAAGCUGAAGCUUCACAAAGACGUUCUGUGUGCCAGACAUCCUCCUGUGUUUCACGAGUGGUUCCUCAGGACGUUCCCUGACCCCACAUCCUGGUACAACAGCAGGUCAUUUUACUGCCGCUCCACCGCCGUCAUGUCCAUGGUGGGUUACAUACUGGGACUGGGCGAUCGACAUGGAGAAAACAUUCUGUUCGACUCCCUCACUGGAGAGUGCAUCCAUGUGGACUUUAACUGCCUCUUCAACAAGGGGGAAACGUUCGACGUUCCAGAGGUCGUUCCCUUCCGGCUGACGCAGAACAUGGUGGAUGCGAUGGGGCCGAUGGGAACGGAGGGUCUGUUCAGACAGGCCUGCGAGGUCACUCUGAGACUGAUGAGAGACCAGAGAGAACCGCUGAUGAGUGUGCUGAAGACGUUCCUGCAUGACCCUUUGGUGGAGUGGAGUAAGCCGGUGAAGGGCUCGUCAAAACCACAAGCCAACGAAUCCGGCGAGAUUGUGAACGAGAAGGCCAAGACUCACGUCCAGGACAUUGAGCAGCGUCUGCAGGGCGUCAUAAAGAACAGGAAUAAAGUGAUGGGUCUUCCUCUGUCCAUCGAGGGACACGUCCACUACCUCAUUCAGGAGGCCACAGACGAUAACCUGCUGUGUCAGAUGUAUCUCGGCUGGGGCCCGUACCUGUGACCAACAUGACCACAAUUACAGAUUUCUGACCAGAGCACAUGAUCUGUGCGUUUAACUGUGAAGUUUUGUUUAUUUUUGGGAUUUUCUAUCCCGCCUUAAUCUCUAUACUUUUCCUUAUUAAAGAAAUAAACGUUUAUUGUUAGAUUGGAAGUGAAAUCUGGUAAAUUACAUUACAGUAAUUACAAUUAAAGGGUAACUCCAUCAAUUUCUUCUUAAUUUCUGUGUAAUUAACUGGAUCAGAUGUAAACAGAGCGGUUCUGAGCGGUUUGGUGUGAAACGCUCCGUUCUAGAUAAACUUCCAAAGUCAGAGCCGUUCACAGUGGUGGUGAUGGGAACCA
This is a messenger RNA of Pygocentrus nattereri (red-bellied piranha), 8387 nucleotides long. It is a transcript of the gene atr, whose product is annotated as ATR serine/threonine kinase. Gene Ontology annotation, cellular component: nucleus. Gene Ontology annotation, biological process: protein phosphorylation; telomere maintenance; DNA damage checkpoint signaling. The coding region runs from base 121 to 8049 and encodes 2642 amino acids. NCBI's taxonomy places the organism in Eukaryota, Metazoa, Chordata, Actinopteri, Characiformes, Serrasalmidae. Gene Ontology annotation, molecular function: protein serine/threonine kinase activity; protein binding. The record is from RefSeq and is a predicted model, not a curated record. The transcript is spliced from 47 exons.